Messenger RNA from Cornus florida, 774 nucleotides. Its product is annotated as monothiol glutaredoxin-S9-like. NCBI's taxonomy places the organism in Eukaryota, Viridiplantae, Streptophyta, Magnoliopsida, Cornales, Cornaceae. The record is from RefSeq and is a predicted model, not a curated record. Bases 264 to 569 code for a protein of 101 amino acids. The transcript has a single exon. Gene Ontology annotation, cellular component: cytoplasm; nucleus.
CGAGAACUCAAGUACAAGCAACCUUAAAGCCUCAAACUAAUUGCUCUUUUGCCCAUAGAUCUCUCCGUUCCUCUUAUUUCCCUCCUAACAGCUAGAAAAUACUCCAACCAUCAGAUCGAAAUCCGAAAUGGAUUCGAUCUGAUGAGUUGUGACAUCUCAUUUUAACCUUAAAAAAAAGCCCACAAGAUCUUUAAUUUAAAAUUGUUUUCUAGUACAAAGGAAUCUAGGUAAUUGAUCUUCUUGAGCUUGCUUGGAGUGUCAAGAUGGACAAGGUGAUGAGAUUGGUGUCUGAAAAUGGGGUAGUGAUCUUCAGCAAGAGCACAUGUUGCUUGAGCUAUGCUGUCAACAUUCUGUUCCAAGAACUUGGGGUGAUCCCUGUGGUUCAUGAGAUCGAUAUCGACCCCGAAGGAAGGGAAAUGGAGAAGGCUCUCAAGAGGUUGGGGUUUAAUGCACCUGUACCAGCUGUGUUCAUAGCUGGGAAACUAAUUGGAUCCACCAAUGAAGUCAUGUCCCUCCACCUAAGUGGCUCUCUGAUUCCACUGCUGCAGCCAUAUCAGGCUUUAUCUUAAUUCUGGCAUCAAAUGCAUUAUUAUUAAGUAGAUGAAUAAGCUUAGCUCACUCUUAAUGGGCUCUUUAGUAUUCUAUUAAGUCGUGUUUCUAUGUAUUGAUCAAUACACAAUAGCUUUCUUCUAUUAGCUUGGGCAUGCAGGUUGCAGCCUAUUUGCUAGCAAAAAAAUGUAAUGAAGUUAGCUUUAUAUAUUCUCUGUUUCCACA